Messenger RNA from Trichomycterus rosablanca, 1430 nucleotides. RefSeq names its product dopamine receptor D3 (gene drd3). The transcript is spliced from 8 exons. Gene Ontology annotation, molecular function: dopamine neurotransmitter receptor activity, coupled via Gi/Go; G protein-coupled receptor activity. NCBI's taxonomy places the organism in Eukaryota, Metazoa, Chordata, Actinopteri, Siluriformes, Trichomycteridae. Bases 75 to 1430 code for a protein of 451 amino acids. Gene Ontology annotation, cellular component: plasma membrane. The record is from RefSeq and is a predicted model, not a curated record. Gene Ontology annotation, biological process: regulation of potassium ion transport; negative regulation of voltage-gated calcium channel activity; regulation of dopamine secretion.
AAUGGAGAAGAGAACUGGAGAAGUGCGCACCGGAGUUUGACGCAGCUGGAGGAACCAAUCUGGUCUUGCGACCCAUGGCAAUGUUACACAGCAGUGAACGUUGGUGGAAUGACUCUGAGCGAUCGGCCAGUCCAGGGUCCAACGUCAGCCUGGGUCCAGCUAUAGAAGAUGGGAUUCGCAACUACUAUGCUAUGCUCUAUUCCCUGCUUAUCCUGGCGAUUGUGUUUGGCAAUGUGCUGGUGUGUCUGGCAGUGGUCAGAGAGAGGUCUCUCCAAACCACCACUAAUUAUCUGGUGGUGAGCCUGGCCGUGGCUGAUCUGCUGGUAGCUUCACUGGUCAUGCCAUGGGCUGUCUACUUGGAGGUGGUUGGGGGUGCCUGGCUCUUCAGCCGAAUAUACUGCAACAUCUUUGUGACGCUGGACGUCAUGAUGUGUACGGCCAGCAUCCUUAACCUGUGUGCCAUCAGUAUCGACAGGUACACAGCCGUGGUGAUGCCUGUACUGUACAACACAACCAACAGCUCUCGUAAGAGAGUAUCAGUCAUGAUCGCCACAGUGUGGGUCCUGGCCUUCGCUGUUUCCUGCCCUUUAUUGUUUGGAUUCAACACCACAGACGAUCCCCUGGUGUGCUCCAUAUCCAACCCUGAUUUCGUCAUCUACUCAUCGGUGGUGUCGUUCUACCUGCCCUUCAUGGUGACGCUGCUGGUGUACAUUCGCAUCUACAUCUUCCUCAGGAGGAGGAGGAAGAGGAUAACGUUCCGACAGGCCAGCAGUGAAGCUCAUUCGGGAUUUGCACUACAGUCUGCAGAGACGUGUUUGCAAGAGGACAUCCGCAAAGAGAGACGUGACCUGUCGCCCAUCAGGAUCAACGUGGUAAAUGAGAGGGCCGAGAAGGCGGUGCGGCCCCGGCUCAUCUCCGGCUGCCUGCGGCGCAAACGGCCCAGAACCGCUCCGGUGGAGAAUUCUCUCCUGCCCCCGGUGGACACACAGAACUACUGCAGUAUCAGCCAGGCGUCCUUCGCGCGCACUGAAGCUGAUCCGAAUCCGGAGGAAGAGCAGGGGCGUGAGGGGGGGCCGGCCGUGGUGAGGUGCUGCGAAGUGAAGGAACUGUCCAACGGCCAGGCGCACAUCACGCUGCGACCGCCGCGGGUCUCGAUGAAUAACAAUCACAGCCGCUAUCGGAACCGACAGUCCCGGGAGAAGAAAGCCACGCAGAUGCUGGCGAUUGUACUGGGCGUGUUUCUCAUCUGCUGGCUGCCCUUCUUCGUCACUCACAUUUUGAACACUCACUGUAAGAAAUGUCACGUGCCGCUUGAACUCUACAGUGCCUUCACCUGGCUGGGCUACGUCAACAGCGCUUUAAACCCGGUCAUUUACACCACCUUCAACAUCGAGUUCCGCCGAGCCUUCAUCAAGAUCCUCACCUGCUGA